AACAAAGAAUUAUAAAAGAUUACGUACAGAUAGAGAGAAAAGGUUAUGUGUAUAUUUAUUUAUAUAUAAAGAGAGAUAGAUCUACCUAGGACAAAUUGAAAUUGGUGAAUGGCGUAUUGGUCAAGCAUGCUGUUGCUGUUGCUGCUUCUGGCGUUGUUGGUCGAGGUUGGAGGAGCCAAGUGUGGAUGGAACGACACAGCUAUCAGAUUCCCCUUUGGACUCAAACAUGACCAAGAUCAGUCAGCCUACCCUGGGUUCGAGUUAUCUUGCAGAGGCGAACACACAGUUCUUGAGUUCCCAAAAUUAUCUUUGAAGUUCUUCGUUCAAGAUAUUGACUAUAGAGCUCAAAGAAUUAACCUUUACGACCCUGAUAAUUGCAUUAAGAGAAAGCUUUUAGAAAUCCCUGACUUACCAUCAAUUUCUCCAUUUCUUUUCGCCGGAGAUGAGCUCACUAGUUAUUCCUUGUUCAAUUGUUCUAUCGAAGGAGUUAGCGGACUCUAUUACAAAUCCAGAUCUUGCCUUGCUGGCCCUGGAUAUCUUAUUUAUUAUGCAAAAUCUCAAACUGCAAUUGAAGACUUGCCCUUAUAUUGUUCCAAGUUGAAUAACUUCACUACACCCUUUCUAGAUGUACUGGAUAAUGAUAAUGAUGAUAACGAACUAAUUUUGAGAUGGCUUGAACCAAAUUGUAAACAUUGUGAAGAAAAUGGGAAGAGUUGCCGUCUCAAUAAUCCCACCAAUCUCAAAUCAAUUGAAUGUUUUCAUCAUGAAGAUAAACCUAUGAAUCUUAUGGCUAUUAUUGAUACAACCCUUGGUGCGGCAGUCCUGACAGUGGUACUUAUUCUAGUUUAUCAUGCUCGCAACUCUAAUAAACAGGCAACCGAGCAUAAACUGAGAAUAGAGAGAUUUUUGGAGGAUUACAACGCUAUGAAACCAAGCAGGUAUACACAUGCUGAUAUCAAACGAAUGACUAGUCAAUUCAGGGAAAAAUUGGGGGAAGGAGCUUACGGAACAGUUUACAAAGGAGAGCUCUCUGCUGAUGUUUUGGUCGCAGUGAAAAUCCUUAACAAUUCAAAAGGAAAUGGAGAAGAGUUCAUAAAUGAAGUUGGUACAAUUGGUCGAAUUCACCAUGUCAACGUGGUUCGUUUGGUUGGCUAUUGUGCGGAUGGAGCCAAUAGAGCUCUUGUUUAUGAGUUCUUACCAAAUGGGUCAUUGCAACAAUUCAUAUCUUCACCAGAUUCUGUACAUUUCCUUGGAUGGGAAAAGUUGAAAGACAUUACUUUAGGCAUAGCUAAAGGAAUUGAAUACCUUCACCAAGGAUGCGACCAACGAAUUCUUCAUUUUGAUAUAAAACCUCAAAAUGUUUUGUUGGACGACAACUUCACUCCAAAAAUUUCAGAUUUUGGUUUGGCCAAGUUGUGUUCCAAGGAUCAAAGUAUAGUGUCAAUUACUACUGCUAGAGGGACCAUGGGUUACAUUGCACCUGAAGUUUUCUCUAGAAACUUUGGAAUGAUUUCAUAUAAAUCAGAUAUCUAUAGUUUUGGAAUAAUGCUGCUUGAAAUGGUUGGAGGGAAGAAGAUCACUGACGUGAAAGAGGAAGUUUACUAUCCAGAAUGGAUUUAUAACCUCUUAGAAGAAGGGGAAGAUCUAGUAAUUCAUAUCGACAAAGAAGAAGAUACUAAGAUUGCUAAAAAGUUAGCAAUUGUAGGACUAUGGUGCAUUCAGUGGCACCCUACAGAUCGUCCUUCUAUGAAAGUUGUGGUUCAAAUGCUUGAAAGAGAAGAGAAGUUGACUUUACCACCUAAUCCUUUUGCCUCUACAGAUUCAACAAAAACUGUAGUUGAUAUGCCAAGAAGGCGAAUGAACCUAGACUUAGAAACUAUAACUGAGUUGGAGUGAGUAUGAGAAAGGUGUAGCAAAGUUUCUCUCUACUAUAUGUGGAUCUAAAUCUAUGCAUUUCUAUGUAGCAAUAAUAUUGUUAAAUAUGUGUAUCACACGAGGCAUCUUAUGAUGUUUAUAUUUUCGUACAUUUUUAAGUUACCUGAAAAUGUUGAAUGAUAUUUAUAUUAUGUAUAAUUAUUUAUUUUUAUUAAUUA
Humulus lupulus (European hop) is the source of this 2093-nucleotide messenger RNA. RefSeq names its product rust resistance kinase Lr10-like. Gene Ontology annotation, biological process: protein phosphorylation. The transcript has 3 exons. Gene Ontology annotation, molecular function: polysaccharide binding; protein kinase activity; ATP binding. The coding region runs from base 109 to 1896 and encodes 595 amino acids. The record is from RefSeq and is a predicted model, not a curated record. NCBI's taxonomy places the organism in Eukaryota, Viridiplantae, Streptophyta, Magnoliopsida, Rosales, Cannabaceae.